Messenger RNA from Seminavis robusta, 1148 nucleotides. The record is from the annotation of a GenBank genome assembly. NCBI's taxonomy places the organism in Eukaryota, Bacillariophyta, Bacillariophyceae, Naviculales, Naviculaceae.
AAAGAUCCAAAUUCUUCAAGGAAGAACCGCAACGGAUCCUCGACCAAACUCAUUUGCUGUAGCUAUCCUUCCUACCGUAUUUCAUCCGUCCAACAACACCAUCCAUCGACCAAACCACUGGACCACCAUGAGCGAGACAACAAGCACAACGACAACCCCCACAUCCGCUGCAACCCCAAGCGAGGAGGAGGUCGUCCAGACGGGCAACAUGUUUACCCGUUCGAAAAUGUUCAAGAGUAUGGUCAAGUGGGCCUUUUCCAUUUGUGACGACGACAAGAGUGGCGAAAUUGGCAAAGACGAACUUUACACGGGAGUCCUACUCGUUCAUCUAUACAUUGCCAAGUACGCUGGAGCAGCCGCUUGUUUCCCCGCCACCCGCGCUACUGUGGACAAGUUGUUUGAUGCUUCGGAUGCGGACAAUUCAGGCUCGAUUGACGAACAAGAAUUUGCCACGAUUUUGGUAGUGACGUGUGGGAGUAUCUUUUCACGAGUCCUCUUGUAUUUUGCCCUCUUGCUGUUUGUCUCUCCCAUUGGCGCCAAGGGCAUUGUGGCGGUAUUGGCGUACAUGGUACAAGGCACGGUUUGGUUUCAAGCCAUUCGACAUGCCGUGCAAGAUCCCAUUAGCAAACAUCCGUUUAUUGACAAUUUAUUUGAUUGGGAUACACUAGCGGAAGAUCUUAUUGGCAAGGUCGUCUUUUUUGUCGCAUUUCCCAUUGUAUUCCAAGCCAUUGAUGACUUUUAUCAGGUUGCGGCCGAAGGGAAUAUGCUCAAGAAACUAGAAGCCAUGAAGCAAAAGAUUAAAGAUGAAGCAAUCAAGAAAAAGACGGAACUAGGAGCCAUGACAGACAAGAUUAAAGCCAAAAAAACCGAAUGAGACAGCAACAAGCUACUCGAGCAACGACGACGACAACAACAAUCCAAAACCGCAAAAAGAAACAAAAAUGUAUUUUCAAUUCAAAGGGGAGCAAUUAUCACGCCGCAGCAACCCCCUUUUUGGAGAAGAUUAAUCAUUUGGAUCAUGUUGGAGCAUCACACAGACAAAACGGAAUAUUGAAAUGCAUGGCUCAUGACAAUCCACGUAUACGGUGCCGUAGAUAGGAGUGACGUCCAAAAAAUGAGUAGUAGUAGUAGUAGUAGUAGUAGUAGUA